AUGAUGAGACGUUUCCAGACCCCUCGGACAAUGGUGGUCCUGGCUGUGGUCCUCUGCACCCUCACUCUCCUCUUCCUCCUCCUCAGUCUGCACAUGUCACCAUGCCCUAGCAGGUGUCUGAAAGAGCCGCUGGGCACCCCCAAAGCUCUGACCUGGCCCCCUCCGCUCACCUUCCCCCCAUCCACCCCCUGCCGGGCCAACACUUCUAUGGCCAAACUGGCCGACUUCAGCCGGCUGCCACAGCGUGUGCGUGACUUCCUGCUGCACAAACACUGCCGGGACUUCCCUCUGAUGCAGGACCCCCCACUGAGCAAGUGCAGGCAGCCAGUUUUCCUGUUAUUGGUCAUCAAGACAUCUCCCAGGAAUUACGAGCGCAGGGAGCUGGUGCGGCGCACUUGGGGCCGUGAGCGGAAGGUGCGCGGCGUCCAGUUGCGCCGUCUCUUCCUGGUGGGUACAGCCCCACAACCGCAGGAGGCCCGCAAGGUCAACCAGCUGCUAGCAAUGGAGGCCAGGAUCCAUGGCGACAUCCUGCAAUGGGACUUCUAUGACUCCUUCUUCAACCUCACACUCAAGCAGGUACUCUUCCUACAAUGGCAGGAGACUCGGUGCACCAACGCCAGCUUCAUACUUAAUGGGGACGACGAUGUCUUUGCACACACAGACAACAUGGUCUCCUACCUGCAGGGCAACAACCCUGAUCACCAUCUCUUUGUGGGGCAUCUGAUCCAAUCUGUGGGCCCCAUCCGGGUCCCAGGGAGCAAGUAUUACGUGCCAAAAAUAGUGACACAGGAGGAGCACUACCCACCCUACUGUGGAGGUGGUGGCUUCCUGCUCUCCCGCUUCACAGCUGCUGCCCUGCGUCUGGCUGCCCGCACCCUAGACCUCUUCCCCAUUGAUGAUGUCUUCCUGGGCAUGUGCCUGAAGCAGGCGGGCCUGAAGCCCACCUCACACAGUGGUAUCCGCACUGCCGGCAUUUGGGCCCCCUCGGGACGUUUGUCCUCCUUUGACCCCUGCUUCUACCGGGAGCUGCUGCUGGUGCACCGCUUCUUGCCGUAUGAGAUGUGGCUCAUGUGGGAUGCACUGAGCCAGCCCAACCUCACCUGUGGCAAGCGAAUGCAGAUCUAUUGA
Molecule: messenger RNA, 1128 nt
Organism: Molossus molossus (Pallas's mastiff bat)
Lineage: Eukaryota; Metazoa; Chordata; Mammalia; Chiroptera; Molossidae
Gene: B3GNT3
Product: UDP-GlcNAc:betaGal beta-1,3-N-acetylglucosaminyltransferase 3
Exons: 2
Coding region: 1-1128 (375 amino acids)
Cellular component (GO): membrane
Molecular function (GO): N-acetyllactosaminide beta-1,3-N-acetylglucosaminyltransferase activity
Source: RefSeq, a predicted model, not a curated record